CAGACUUAUUUUAAAAUAAACUGUUUUUGUUGUUAGACAAUUCAGUUGUGGUGAUGAGAAAAGUUUCUUUGGACCCCAAGAUGAGGGUGGUAACAUGAAGUGGAUCAGUGCAUGCCAAGCAAUUUUUGUCAACUGUAAGGAAGCGAGAUAUGGAACAAGAACAAACACAGUGGUGUUAGUUGAUGGCAGUGGUCAUGCUACUUAUGUAGAGAGGACCAUGGAGGAGGGUGCUACCGACCCUGAUGAAGCCCAGUGGAGACUGAACACACAUGAGUUUGACAUCAUUCAGGAGACUGAGGACUGUUCAGGUCACAACUCACCUGAGAAUCUUGUAAAUAAUGGGAACAAAAAUGGUGAAAGUAAACAAACACAGGAACAGCCAGCUAAAAAACACUUGAAGAGGAAAUUAAAAAAUGGAACCACUUCACCAGUGGAACCAGCUAAGAAAGCUUUUGUUAAAGAAUGAAAUGCAAUAUAUUUU
This is a messenger RNA of Orbicella faveolata, 481 nucleotides long. RefSeq names its product transport and Golgi organization 2 homolog. NCBI's taxonomy places the organism in Eukaryota, Metazoa, Cnidaria, Anthozoa, Scleractinia, Merulinidae. Gene Ontology annotation, biological process: Golgi organization; protein secretion. Gene Ontology annotation, cellular component: Golgi apparatus. The record is from RefSeq and is a predicted model, not a curated record.